Messenger RNA from Fragaria vesca subsp. vesca, 1998 nucleotides. Its product is annotated as L-aspartate oxidase-like. Gene Ontology annotation, molecular function: L-aspartate oxidase activity. NCBI's taxonomy places the organism in Eukaryota, Viridiplantae, Streptophyta, Magnoliopsida, Rosales, Rosaceae. Bases 1 to 1920 code for a protein of 639 amino acids. Gene Ontology annotation, biological process: NAD+ biosynthetic process. The transcript is spliced from 7 exons. The record is from RefSeq and is a predicted model, not a curated record.
AUGACAACUUGUAUACCAGCAGGAACCGGUAAACUGCAUUUCAGAGCAAGGGACUUCAAUGCACAAGGCUGCAGAAAGGCUUCUUGGGUCACAUUUAGUGAGCUUUCAUGGUCGCGUGGGGUUUCAAAGUUUCUGCAAAUUCAGAGAUGUAACUCCUCCCAAUCUCCAAUCAAUGAGAGCUCAAAGCCCUUCAGAACCGUCACUUCAUCAAGCUUGAGAGAUGGUUCCACUAAAUAUUUUGAUUUUACUGUUAUUGGUAGUGGAGUCGCUGGCCUCCGCUAUGCCCUGGAAGUGGCAAAAUAUGGAUCUGUUGCUGUCAUUACCAAGGCUGAGCCUCAUGAAAGUAAUACAAAUUAUGCUCAAGGUGGUGUUAGUGCUGUACUGUGCCCUUCGGAUUCUGUGGAGAGUCAUGUCCAGGACACCAUUGUAGCAGGAGCUUAUCUAUGUGAUGAGGAGACUGUCAGAGUUGUUUGUACAGAGGGGCCUGAAAGAAUUAGGGAAUUAAUUGCAAUGGGUGCAUCAUUCGAUCAUGGGGAGGAUGGAAACUUGCACCUAGCAAGAGAGGGGGGUCACUCUCAUCACAGAAUUGUUCAUGCUGCUGACAUGACUGGAAGGGAGAUUGAACGGGCACUGUUAGAGGCAGUUCUUAGGGAUCCUAAUAUAUUCAUGUUUCAACACCAUUUCGCUAUAGAUUUGCUAACAUCUCAGGAUGGUUCUGAGACAGUUUGCCUGGGUGUUGACACUUUGAAUACGAAGACACUUGAGGUGAUACGAUUUAUUUCAAAGGUGACUUUACUUGCAUCAGGUGGGGCUGGACAAAUCUAUCCGACCACAACAAAUCCUCCGGUAGCCACUGGAGAUGGAAUUGCCAUGGCCCAUCGAGCUCAAGCUGUAGUUUCCAACAUGGAAUUUGUUCAGUUCCACCCUACAGCUUUAGCUGAUGAAGGCCUUCCUGUCAAACCUUCCAAUCCUCGAGAAAAUGCAUUUCUCAUCACUGAAGCUGUCAGAGGUGAUGGAGGCAUUCUAUACAAUUUAGACAUGGAAAGGUUCAUGCCACUCUAUGAUGAACGAGCAGAACUUGCCCCCAGAGAUGUGGUCGCUAGAAGCAUAGAUGACCAACUUAAGAAACGUAAUGAGAAGUAUGUGCUGCUUGAUAUAAGUCACAAGCCGAGGGAUAAAAUUCUAUCACACUUCCCAAAUAUUGCAGCUGAGUGCCUUCGAGGUGGCUUGGAUAUAACUCGCCAGCCAAUUCCUGUGGUUCCUGCAGCUCAUUAUAUGUGUGGGGGUGUCCGUGCUGGACUCCAUGGAGAAACAAAUGUGCAGGGCCUUUAUGUGGCAGGCGAAGUUGCUUGCACAGGUUUGCAUGGAGCUAACCGUCUUGCUAGUAACUCAUUGCUUGAAGCUCUGGUUUUUGCUCGAAGAGCAGUCCAGCCCUCCAUUGAUCACAUGAAGAGCUCUAGCCUUGACUUCAGGGCGUCAACUUGGUGGUCCAGACCAGUUGUGCCUAUGUCACUUGAGCGCAAUGUCAUCAACAAAAUCUUGACCAUAACCAGGGAAGUAAGAAAAGAACUGCAAUCGAUCAUGUGGAACUAUGUUGGAAUUGUUCGAUCUACAACAAGGCUUGAAGCAGCAGAGCAAAAGAUUCAUGAUCUUGAGGCGAAAUGGGAGGACUACUUAUUCCGGUUGGGAUGGGAACCCACAAUGGUGGGGCUUGAAGCUUGUGAAAUGAGAAACUUCUUUUGUUGUGCAAAGAUGGUGGUGAGCAGUGCCCUUGCUAGGCAUGAGAGCCGUGGACUUCACUACACAAUUGAUUUUCCUCAUGUUGAAGAAAGUGAGAGGCUGCCAACAAUAAUAUUCCCUUGUUCGUCUGUAAAGAGUACAUGGAGUUCACGGCAACUACACAAUCAGCCAAUCUGUUAGGAAAUGCAGUUUUCCGGGAUCUGUUUCACUCAGUCAUGCUUAUAGGUAUAGAAAUUACAGGUUCUCAGCAUCAUUAAU